UAAUCCCGCCCCUUGUACACCCCCCCACCCCCACACCGGGCCGUGUUUAUAAAAGGAGGAGGCCGCCGCUGUUGGUGAGGCAGUUGCGGCACUGCGUUCUGGCGAAGGAAAUUCAGCUGCCGACUCAGCCUGACCACAUCUACGUUUUAAAGAGUAGCAAUCAACAAACAUAACAAAAAAAUACAACUUUUUAUACCAUUGAAGACCAAUAUAUAACAAAAUAUAGAAUAUUUCUAGGAAAACUUCUUUACACACGACAGAAGAACAAACUUUACAAGUCAAAACAAUAGUUCAUUGUUUAGUUGCGUGGGGUGAGCCGCGGUCAUGGCAGAAGCCCACCAGGCUGUGGCCUUCCAGUUCACGGUGACCCCGGAUGGCAUCGACUUGCGGCUUUGCCAUGAGGCGCUCAAGCAGGUGUGGCUAUCGGGGGCUCGCAACUGGAGGCGCCGCGUCACCUCCAUCAAGGACUCGGUCUACCAGACUGCCUAUUUCGUCUCGUCUAUACUGUGUUCAACCACCGUACUGCAGAAUACCGUGUUGACAGGGCUCUACCCUGUGCACCCAUCAAGCUGGAUGGUGGUCGCCGUCGGCACGGUGGGGAGUGUGUACCUGCGCGUGGACCCCUCGAUGGGACUCAUCGCCCGGAUCCGAGAUGCCCUCCCCAACGGUGGCCUCAUCUCGCCACACAACAAGGAGAUGCUGAGCGCGGUGCUGUUUGCUUCGGGCCUGUGGGGAGCCAUCAUCCUCACCAUGCGCUACACACUCAAGGGUCUGCUCACCUACCAUGGCUGGAUGUUCCAGCCCCACGGACGCAUCUCCCACGCCACCAAACUGUGGAUUCUGAUGGUGAAGAUCUUCUCCGGUCGCAACCCUCAGCUUUACAGUUUCCAGUCGUCGCUGCCCAGGCUGCCCGUGCCGUCUGUCCACGACACCAUGAGUCGCUACCUGGAGUCGGUGCAACCUCUCUUGGACGAAAAGAAAUUCCAGCGCAUGGAGGGACUCGCGCGCGACUUUGAGAAGAACCUGGGCCCCAAGCUGCAGUGGUACCUGAAGCUUAAGUCGUGGUGGGCCUCAAACUACGUCAGCGACUGGUGGGAAGAAUACAUCUACCUGCGUGGGCGUGGACCCAUCAUGGUCAACAGCAACUACUACGCCACGGAUUUUCUCUACGUGAAGCCCACGACGGUGCAGGCUGCUCGUGCGGCAAACGUCAUUCACGCCAUGAUGCUGUACCGCAGGAUGCUGGACCGCGAGGAGGUUAAGCCGAUGAUGGUGCAAGGAGCCAUUCCAAUGUGCUCGGCACAGUACGAGCGCAUGUUCAACACUACACGGAUACCUGGCAUUGAGACAGACGUGCUCGAGCACAGAAACGACAGCAAGCACAUGUGCGUGUACCACGCUGGCCGCUUCUACAAGGUCUGGCUCUACUUGGGCGGGCAGCUGCUGGGCCCGCGCGCUCUGCAGGAGAUGCUGCAGCACAUUCUGGAUGACCCCUCGCCCCCGCAGCCCGGAGAGCACCACCUGGCCGCCCUCACCGCGGGAGAACGUAUCCCGUGGGCAAAGGCUCGCUCAAGCUACUUUUCAGAGGGUCGCAACUUCACGGCGCUGCAAGCGGUGGAGAAAGCGGCUUUCUUCAUCACACUGGACGACACGGAACAGGGUUACCGGGGUGACAGCACGGGGUCGCUUGACGCCUACUGCAAGUCACUGCUGCAUGGAAAAUGCUACGACCGGUGGUUUGACAAGUCCUUCACGGUCAUCGUGUUCAAGAACGGCCGCAUUGGGCUCAACGCGGAGCACUCGUGGGCCGACGCACCCAUCAUGGGCCACCUCUGGGAGUAUGUGCUCGCCACAGACACGUUCAAGUUGGGCUACACGGACGAAGGGAACUGCCGAGGGGAGGUGGGAACCCUGCCGCCCGUACAGCGCUUGCAGUGGGACAUACCAGCUGAGUGCCAGACAGUGAUCGAAAACUCGCUGGCGGUGGCACAAGCGCUUGCGGAUGACGUCGACUUCCACAUGUUUCCAUUCCACGAGUUUGGCAAGGGCCUCAUCAAGAAGUGCCGCACGAGCCCCGAUGCCUUCAUCCAGCUGGCACUGCAGCUGGCACACUUCCGGGACAAGGGCUGCUUCUGCCUGACGUACGAGGCGUCCAUGACUCGCCUCUUCAAGGAGGGCCGCACGGAGACCGUGCGCUCGUGCACGGUGGAGUCCACCAAGUUUGCCCGCGCCAUGCAGGAUCCCUCCUGCACGAAGGAGGACCGCCUGGCUCUCUUCCGUCAAGGAUCCGAGAAGCACCAGAGCAUGUACCGGCUCGCCAUGACGGGCGGCGGCAUCGACCGCCACCUCUUCUGUCUCUACCUCGUCUCCAAGUACCUCGGGCAGGACUCUCCCUUCCUCAAGGAGGUUCUGUCGGAGCCGUGGCGCCUUUCCACCAGUCAGACGCCACAGCAGCAGAUGGAACUGUUUGACCUGAACAAGUUCCCUGACCACGUGUCAUCUGGGGGAGGUUUUGGACCUGUGGCGGAUGAUGGUUAUGGCGUGUCGUACAUCAUCCUCGGCGAGAAGCUCAUCAACUUCCACAUCUCCAGCAAAAAAUCCAGCCCUGAGACGGACUCUCACCGUUUCGGGGGGGCCAUCAAGCAGGCGAUGCUCGACAUCCUGGCGCUGUUUGGGCUGGAGAAGAGCAUUUCAAACCACAACCAGAACAACCACGUCAAGAGCUGAGCUGCCACCACUGCCGCUGUGGUA
Messenger RNA from Petromyzon marinus (sea lamprey), 2751 nucleotides. The record is from RefSeq and is a predicted model, not a curated record. Lineage: Eukaryota; Metazoa; Chordata; Hyperoartia; Petromyzontiformes; Petromyzontidae.